Messenger RNA from Lytechinus variegatus (green sea urchin), 1793 nucleotides. Its product is annotated as V-type proton ATPase subunit H-like. The transcript is spliced from 11 exons. Gene Ontology annotation, biological process: proton transmembrane transport. Gene Ontology annotation, cellular component: vacuolar proton-transporting V-type ATPase, V1 domain; lysosomal membrane. The record is from RefSeq and is a predicted model, not a curated record. Bases 76 to 1503 code for a protein of 475 amino acids. Gene Ontology annotation, molecular function: proton-transporting ATPase activity, rotational mechanism. Lineage: Eukaryota; Metazoa; Echinodermata; Echinoidea; Temnopleuroida; Toxopneustidae.
AAAACGACUGGUCGUACGUCUAUUGCUGUUUUUGUUGGACGGUCGUCGUUGUCGACUUGGAAAGUCCGGAAAGAAAUGCCUGAAAAAAUGACGAAUCUUUACACUCAACUAAGCCCUGAUGGGCCCCAGGCUGGUAGUGGACUUGUAGGGGGCCAUGCAGACCUUCCUCCAUUAAAUUUAUUCGAAAGAGAAGCAAAUGAAGUCAGAAAUCACCGUGUCAAUUGGCAGUCAUAUCUUCAGGGCCAGAUGAUUUCACAGGAGGACUUUGCCUUCAUCAAGGACUACGAUCUCGCUGGACCUGAAAGGAGGGAUCAACUAAUCCAGGCUCUGGGCCCCCUCUGUGCCAAGACCCUGGUCCGUCUCAUGGGGCGUAUUGCCAAGGAGAUGACAGUUCGGUACAUCCUCACCUUAGUGGAUGACAUGCUGAAGGAAAAGCCAGAGCGGGUUUCAGUGUUUGCUGAGCAGGGCAGGAAGAGCAAGACGAGUCCAUGGGUCCCAUUCCUCACAUUACUCAACAGAGAGGACCAGUUUGCUACCACACAGUCUUGCCGAAUCGUAGCCAAACUUGCCACAUACGGCAAAGAUCGUAUGAACUCCAGCGAUCUCAAGUUCUUCUUUAAUUGGAUCCGCAAUCAACUGACGACACAGAACAAUGAGUACAUUCAGACCGUGGCCAUGUGUCUGCAACAGAUGCUCAAAUACAACGAGUACAGGGUCGGCUUCAUGGCAAAUGAUGGAAUCAGCACGUUGAUUCUUGUGUUAUCAGGAAAGGUGAGCUUCCAGAUUCAAUACCAGCUAAUCUUUUGUAUCUGGAUGGUGUCUUUCAACUCAUCCCUGUGUGCACAGAUAAACAAGUACAAGAUUGUUCCAGUUUUGGCUGAUAUCCUAAGUGAAAGUGUGAAGGAGAAAGUGACAAGAAUCAUCUUGGCCGUCUUCAGGAAUCUGGUUGAGAAACCUGAAGAGAAGGAGGUCACGCAGGAGAAUGCUCUGUCUAUGAUCCAGUGUAAGGUCCUGAAGCAGCUUGAAGUCCUGGAAGGACAGAAGAUAGAGGAUCCAGACAUUACCGAAGAUAUUGAAUACUUGAAUGAGAACCUGCACAACAGCAUGCAAGAUCUCAGUUCGUUUGAUGAGUAUUCUACUGAAGUGAAGUCUGGUCGUUUAGAGUGGAGUCCUGUUCACAAGAGCGAGAAGUUCUGGAGAGAGAAUGCUGCCAGGCUGAAUGAGAAGAACUAUGAGCUACUCAAGAUAUUGACGAGAUUGUUAGAGAGUUCUAAAGACCCUCUUAUCCUGUGUGUCAGUGCCCAUGAUAUAGGAGAGUAUGUCAGACACUACCCCAGAGGGAAAAAUGUGAUAGAACAACUAGGAGGCAAGCAUCUUGUUAUGCAGUACAUGACCCAUGAAGAUCCCAACGUUAGGUAUGAAGCACUGCUUGCCGUACAGAAACUCAUGGUUCAUAAUUGGGAGUACCUAGGAAGGCAGCUUGUCCAGCAAGAGGCAAGCUAGGAGGAGCCUCGUGGGCAUUCUGAUAUCAACAAUCAGCAACUCUGUUAUAAAACUGGUAACCAGAGCACUCUCAUAUGAACCUCGGGCCUGUUUCAUAAAGAGUUAUGGUACCUUUGCAGUCAUGGCAACUACCAUGGUAUCAUUGCUCAACAGCCAAUCACAACCAAGGAUUCCAUGAUAGUUACCAUAGUUGUUAUUCUUUGUGAAACCAGCCCCUUGUCAUCACUGAGGAGUUGUCAUUCUCUGAUGGUUGCCAUAGUAACCAUUAGAAUCCAGUAUUUCUCAGCCCA